Messenger RNA from Anarrhichthys ocellatus (wolf-eel), 4258 nucleotides. RefSeq lists its product as uncharacterized. NCBI's taxonomy places the organism in Eukaryota, Metazoa, Chordata, Actinopteri, Perciformes, Anarhichadidae. Gene Ontology annotation, molecular function: calcium ion binding; protein binding. The transcript is spliced from 19 exons. The coding region runs from base 94 to 3162 and encodes 1022 amino acids. The record is from RefSeq and is a predicted model, not a curated record.
GGCAGCGCACACCUGAGACUCAUUAGGAGCGUGCAUUUUCCAGCCAGCGCUCACUUUAAACACAGGCUUGGCCUUGCUGGAAUCACAAAGACAAUGAACUCCCUACAGUUGUCGUUCAUCGUUUUCAUACUGGUGCCUCAUACUAUAUCGUUUGGACGUUGCGACGACAUAUCCUUCUCAAUCUGCUGGAUGAAUAAGGGCGAUGCUCUGGAGAGGCAGAAUGGGAACAUAUGGCUCAACGAUACGGCACUAAAAUCCAUCAGGAAGGAGGGUAAAGUUACCUCCCUGACUGUGCCCCCAGCUGUAGAUAACAAGCUAACACUGCAGUAUGGAGGCUCUGUUCAAGCAUGGACUUUAAGUAUCACCCCGCGUACUAAGUACACUAAAGUCAGAGGCCGGCAGAAACCCGUUGAGCAAACAACAAAUGCCACUAAGGGCUUCUUGGACUUGAUGAGUCCCACAGAGGUGUUUGCAUGUGAAAAUGGAACAUUAUUCUUCCACCAGGAUGAAAACUUCUUCCUUGCGAUUGGCCACACUAUGCGUCUCCCUGUCAAGCUGGAGUCCAGGACUCCCUCCAUGUUGCUGGUCUCGUGGGUAGAGAACCGCCCAGCGGUCAGCAGCAGCAGCCACACCGUGACCCUGUACUACACUGAACUGGGCUCCUUUAACACACUCAGCACGGACUUCACCACCAACAACCACUACCGCUUCACAGCUCUGGACGCCUGCAGUGCCUAUGUGCCCUGUGUGGAGACUGCAGGCACUCGCUCCCUCACUUGCCUCUCUACUAUUACCGACCCAGACCUUCCCAAGGACUUUGAGGUGAAGUCAUGGAACAGCAACAGCAUAUCGUUGGCCUGGGACUGCCCUGAGAAGUUCUCCUUCUUCCUCCUCACCGCCUUCUACCUCAACGGUGCGGACCACGUCACAGAGGAGGUGCUCUUUUUGCUGAAGGACAGCUUUGCGUUCGUCUUGUCUGACCUGGAGCCCUGUACAAGGGUUCAGUUUGGCCUGCAGACGGUUUGCCAGGCGGGGAUGGAGUCCCGCUACAGCAAGAUGGUUCCGAACGAUGGAAACUCUGCGCACUCCAGCAUCCAGGCCUUGCGUCAGACAUCGUUCGGCCCCGACAACUACACCCUGAGCUGGGAGGUGAGGAACACCUCGUCCAUCUCCAUGUUCAGACUCUACCACGAGGGAGUGAUGCAGGGCACCACGCUCAUCACCAGCGUCACCGUGGGGGGGCUGCUGCCAUGCCAACAGUACCAGGCCAAGGUGGAGGCACUGUGUGGAGACGACGUGCUCAUGAGCACCAAGACGGUCACAGCACACACAGGACCUCACGGUGUGUCUGAGCUCAGAUAUCGCUCGAACGACUCCACCGCCCAGUGGAUGCCACACACCACCCACCAGCCAGCUGUGGCCUUUUUAUAUGAGCUGUCUCUGGAGAACGGCACCACCGUGCAGAGCAGCCGCGUGACCGACCCAGAGCUGCGUCUCCUGGGGCUGGAGGAAGGGAAGACCUACGUGCUCGACGUGUGGGAGGAAUGUGACGGACAGUGGGAGUCGAAACAUUCCCACGUGGGUUUUGAGGGAUCAAAUACCUCCUUCGAGCUCCAUAUGAGGGCUGCUGGACAUGUUCUGGACGAAGUUCUGCAGUUUGAUUUCUCCCUUCUGGGUCUCACAAUGGUCAUGCCCUGGUCCCUGCCUGAGGAUCUACAGGAUCACGCGUCUGAACCAAGAGCUAAAAUGGAGAAGAUUUACAAAGAUAAGAUGCAGGAGCUGUUGAAAGACUUUAGUCAGCCAGCCCGCGUUGAGCUGGCCUCCUUUGAGUCUGCAGACGAGCCAGAUAAAACAGAGAUUCUGUUUAUGUCUUUUGAUGCAUCCCAAACUGAAGGAGACGUGCCCCUGUCUGUUGAGGAUCAGCUGGAUUACAUUCACUCCCUGAAGAUUGACAACAUAACGGUCACAGAUGGGGUCAUUCACUGGAAGGGUCCAGAUCUGUGUGCUUCCUCCAGGCGAACUUUGUGUCCUCGUAACUCUCUGUGCAUCAACACUCUGGGCUCCUACACCUGCGUGUGCCAACAUGGCUACUACGACGUUAGCUCCUUUAUCGAGCCUCCUGCAGCUUCAUAUCCAGUCUGCAACGAAAAAGGCCUUUUCAGCCAGUGUCUGGAUAGAAUGGUGACCGGUGGAAUAGCAAAGCCCUACCUGACUUCUUACAUCGGGGGAGAGGUUGACGUGAGGCUGAACGAUGGGCGGUGCACUGUGGAUGAGAGUGAGGUGUUCUACUACUUCCGCACCUCACGAAAAGCCUCCAAAUGUGGAACUCGGAGGCGGGUGAACAAAACCCACAUCGAAUUGCAAAACAAUCUGGCUGUGACCUUGACCAGAGAGCAAACCAUUAGCAGGCGGGAUCUAAAAGUCGUCUGGAAGUGUGUCUACCCACGAAACUAUGUUCGCAACGCUCAAGUCAGUGUGGACAUGGAGUGGCUCUCGUCCAUUUCCCUGGUGGAGUUCAACUCUUCACUGCAGCUGGGCCUAACCAUGACCCUGCACACCGAUGAGUCCUUCACCUUCAGCUACAGGGAUGCUGUAACCAUGGAGCUUGAGGACACCCUGUUCUUCCAGGUGACCCUGCAGACCAACAACUCCUUUGCGUCAGAUGUGCUGCUGCAGGUGGAGUCAUGCUGGGCCACUGAGAGCACCGACCCACAGGACGCAGUCCAGGGUGUUCUUCUUAAGGAUGGCUGUGCCGUUGACAACACGUUCCACUGGCUCUCUGUUAACGGCCGGGCACAGACGAGCAGAUUUUCCAUUCAGAUGUUCACCAUGCCCAAAGGGCUGCCCCUCUACAUCCACUGCCAGGCCAACGUAUGUGGACAUGUCGAGGACUGUUCAAAGAAAUGCACCAGCCAGCAGCGCCCUAAGAGGUCAUUGAGCCGGACGGGCAGAGAGGGGAGACGAGCUGCUGUUGUGUCAGCUGGACCUCUGGUGGUCAUCAACAGGAGAGGGGUGUCAGGAGUCCCACCAUCUGACUGGGCAGAGCACAUGACUAUGAUCUCUAUUGUGGCCGGAUCAAUAGGCUUUUUGGGGGUAACCAUACUCUCAGUGAGCGCAACCAAAGCAAUCAUGACUUACUAUGAGCAUCUACGGCUGCAAUAAAGUGUUUGGAACACUAUCUGUGAGUGUUAUGUUGGUCAUGAAGGAGAAGAGUCUUCUGAUGCAGAACAUUAUUUCUAAAAAGACGGAUGUUACAGAAAUUAUCUCAAUUCUAAUGAAAGUUUUUACACAUGAAACUGAAGGUGAAACUUGGGGUUUGAAAAAAAGGAAAUGGUGAGAUAAGAACUAUUUGAAUAUUACACAACAGGAUAGAGACAAACGCUACAAACAAUCCUUUUCGUGCAUUUAUAAUCCUUAUAAUAGUGGUGAGGUAACAUGGGUUAAUAGUGGAUAAAGAGGACUUCUUAGGCUCGAUGUAGUAGAACUAUGACUAGAUUAUGAGCCCAUGCGGUCAGUCGUACAAGUGCUUCUCAUGAUGGGUGUUUCUAUUUCCCUUUAUCUGGUGACCAAAACAUGAACUAAACUGUAGCUGUGACACUGACCUAACCCUCAUGUUUUAAAAUAAACUUCCCAAUGUCUCUUCUCUCAACCUCACAGUUCUUAUACUUCACUAUUAUCCUCAAAUAACAAUUUUGCUAGGUAAUUCAGAUAAUGUUGGCCUCAUGAGUCUGUCAGAAAUUGGCCGUGUUCCACAACAGCCCAUGUCAUAUUAAGUGAAUAUGGAGCUGGGGAACGUCUUUUGAGGUUCCCUAUUAUGUGCUUUAUAGAGCAGAGGAACUUAUAAACCUGGGAACAUUGGACCCUUUGUCAAGUUCUCGUUAUGUUCCAUAUAGAUCUUGGGAACAUGGGACGUUGGGAACACAAUGCAGCCUGUUUUAAAGACUGGAUAUCAUUAAUAACAAACGUACACAGGAACAUCAUUGCAACAGCAUCACCACUGCCUCGGUCUGAGGAAGGUUUUUGGCUUCUGGAGGGAUACUAGACUCAACUAGAAUGGGUUAAGGCCAUGUCCACAUUACUCCGUUUUUGUUUGGAAAUGCAUGUUUUGCUACGUUUACACUGAGCGUCCACACUACGCCAGAGUUUUAGAGCACCGUAAACGCAGGAGUUUGAAAACUCCGGGGUUGUGUUUUCGUGUGGACGGACGAAACCGGAUACAUUCAGAAACGAUGACGCCCACACGCACGUUCGCUACUUG